AUGUCAAACACAGUUUAUGGAGGUGAUGAAGUUAAUGCAAUUAUACUAGAUCCAGGUACUUAUAAUACACGAAUAGGUUACGCAGGUGAUGAUUUCCCAAAGAUUAUAACACCAUCAUAUUAUGGAGAAUACUCCAACAAGGAUACCACCAAGAAGUUAUUUGGUCAAGAUUUACUCAUACCUAGAUCAAAUUUUGAAAUUAAACCAUUAUUAAAAGAAGGUUUAAUCUCAGAUUGGGAUUCUACAAUAUUACAAUUUAAUCAUUUAUUUAAUCAAUUGAAAAUUCAACAGCUGGAACAACCUUUAUUAUUAACUGAACCAAUCUGGUCAUCAACAGAAUAUAAAACAAAAUUAAUUGAAUCAGUAUAUGAGAAUUGGCAAUUCUCCGGUUUUUACGUAGCGAAGGUUCCAACCUGCAUUAGCUUUCAACAGGGGAGACCAAAUUGUCUCGUUGUUGAUUUAGGUCAUGAUACAAUUUCAGUAACUCCUGUAGUUGAUGGAAUUUGUUUAAUAAAAAAUUCAAUGAAGACAAAUUAUUCUGGUAAAUUUUUAAAUUCAAUAAUUGAAGAUUAUUUACAAGAUAAAAAUAUUGUAUGGGAACCGCUGUAUAAAAUCAAACUGAAGACAAUUACAAAAUACCCUGAACCGGCUCAAUUUCAAUUAAAGAGUGGAAUUGAAACUACAAAUUCAUAUAGUCAGUUUUUAAAAUUACAAAUGUAUCAUGAAUUCAAAGAAUUAUUAAUGAUUCCAGAGAAAGGACAAACGGAAUUUCCAAAACGUAUAUUUGAAUUAUCAACAGGUCAACAAAUAACCCUCGAAAAAGAAAGAUUUCAAUUUGCUGAUUGUAUUUUCGAGCCUAAACUGUAUGAAUUUAAAAAUAAACAACUUGAAUUACCUCCAAGUAAUGGAGAAAUCAAAAAUUUAAAUCCCUUAAAUGAAUAUAGACCAUUAAAAAGAUUUAAAAAAAGUGAACAAGAAGAAAAUGAAACUGCUUCAACUACUCCAAAUCCAGAUGUUGAAGUUAGAGGAUUAUCUCAAUUAAUUACCCACAGUUUAAAUUUAAUCGAUAUUGAUUUAAGAUCAUCUAUAGCUAAUAAUAUAAUUGUCACUGGUGGUGUUUCUUUAAUUCCUGGGUUAACUGAAAAAUUAUAUCAUGAAUUGACUAAUAAUAAUCCAGGUUUAAAAAUUAGAUUACAUGCAGUUGGAAAUCAACAAGAAAGAAUUAAUCAAAGUUGGAUUGGUGGUAGUGUUUUAGCUAGUUUAGGUACGUUUCAUCAAAUGUGGGUCACAAAACAAGAAUAUGAAGAGGUGGGGAUAGAUAGAUUGUUGAAUCAAAGAUUUAGGUAA
Insectozyma verbasci is the source of this 1347-nucleotide messenger RNA. The record is from the annotation of a GenBank genome assembly. Lineage: Eukaryota; Fungi; Ascomycota; Pichiomycetes; Serinales; Debaryomycetaceae.